Messenger RNA from Naumovozyma dairenensis CBS 421, 1818 nucleotides. It is a transcript of the gene THI7, whose product is annotated as thiamine transporter THI7. The record is from RefSeq and is a predicted model, not a curated record. Gene Ontology annotation, biological process: nucleobase transport; transmembrane transport. Gene Ontology annotation, molecular function: nucleobase transmembrane transporter activity. Lineage: Eukaryota; Fungi; Ascomycota; Saccharomycetes; Saccharomycetales; Saccharomycetaceae. Gene Ontology annotation, cellular component: plasma membrane. The transcript has a single exon. The coding region runs from base 1 to 1818 and encodes 605 amino acids.
AUGAAAUCACAAUCAAGGUUUUCAAAAUUUUUGAAACAUUUAGAAAUCCCAGUCCAUGAAAGAGAAACGGUAAAUUUCCUAAGAAACCCAGAUUUACAACCAAUCAUCUCUAGAAACCAAACAUGGGGGUUCUGGUCCAAUUUCGCCUAUUGGGGUGUAAUGUCUUGGAGUGUCGGUACAUGGAUGAGUGCAUCAUCUGCUCUUUCCGUGGGCUUAAGUUACGGUGAAACCAUCGGUACAUUCAUCAUCGGCGAUGUCCUCACUAUAAUUUUCACUUUAGCUAACUCAUACCCAGGUUACGAUUGGAAAGUUGGUUUCACUUUGAGUCAAAGAUUCGUGUUCGGUAUUUAUGGAUCAGGAUUUGGAAUCCUCAUUAGAAUCCUUAUGAGUAUUGUAAAUUAUGCAUCAAAUGCUUGGUUAGGUGGGUUAUGCGUUAAUAUGAUCUUGGAUUCAUGGUCACAUCAUUAUUUACAUUUACCAAAUACUUUGACUCAAAAAGUGGCUAUGACUACUAAAGAAUUAAUUGGAUUCAUCAUUUUCCAUAUCAUUACCAUGUUUUGUUAUUUAAUGAAACCAUACCAGGCAAAUUAUCUAAUGAUAUCAUCAUGUGUUGCCACUUGUUUCGCUAUGAUGGGGAUGGUUAUCUAUUUAACGAAAGAGAAUGGUGGUGUGGGUGAUUUAUUCGUAUCCACAAAAUCAACAGCAAAGGGUUCAGAUAAAGCAUGGGCUUGGGUUUAUAUGGUUUCAUAUUGGUUCGGGUCCGUGAGUCCAGGUUCUACAAAUCAAUCUGAUUUUUCAAGAUUCGGUUCAUCUCAAACUGCAAUUUGGUUAGGCACUAUUAUGGCUUUAUUAAUCCCAACAACUUUAACACCCGUCUUUGGUGUCAUUGGUGCAUCUACAACUGAACAAUUGUAUGGUACUCAAUUAUGGCAACCAAUGGAUAUUUGUGAUUAUUGGUUAAGACAAAAUUAUCAUCCUGGUGCUCGUGCUGCUUCAUUCUUUUGCGGAUUAGCAUUCGUUUCUUCUCAAAUCUCUUAUACUAUUUCAAAUGCAGGUUUUGCAUCUGGUAUGGAUUUGGCUGGUGUAUUACCUAAAUAUAUUGACAUUAAAAGAGGUGCCAUUUUCACUGCUUUAGUAUCUGUCGCACUUCAACCAUGGAAUUUCUAUAAUUCUUCAUCUACGUUCUUAACCGUAAUGAGUUCAUUCGGUAUAGUAAUGACUCCAAUUAUCUCUGUUAUGAUUUGUGAUAAUUUAGUAAUUAGGAAAAGACAAUAUUCAGUAUCUCAAGCUUUCGUAAUACAUGGUGAAUAUUAUUUCAAUAAGGGGUUCAAUUGGAGAGCAUUCGUCGCAUGGGUAGUUGGUAUGACACCAGGUUUACCAGGUAUAGCAUGGCAAGUUAAUAAUAAUUAUUUCCAUAAUAAAGGUAUAGUGAACUUCUUUUAUGGGGAUUCCUUCUUCUCAUUUGCCAUAUCAUUCUUACUUUAUUGGUUCUUGUGUGUCGUUUUCCCAUUCCAAAUUAAUAUCUUGCAUGAUGAUAAAGACUACUGUGGUGCAUUCACUGAUGAGGUCGCUAGAUCCAAAGGUAUGGUUCCAUUUAGUGAAAUUACUGAAGAAGAAAUUGAAGCAUUUAAAUUGGGAUCAUUAGAUAUUACUUAUGUUACUAAAGACUCUGCUCAAAAUGACCAUCAUACGGAAACAAAAGAAAUUGCAAUCUCAAAGACAACUUCUGCUAAUACUGAUGAAUAUGAACUUGUAGCUGAUACAACAGAAAAUAGUGAACUGGAAAGUUCUGGCAUUCACGAAAGGGGACAAAAGUAG